GCCGGAUACUCCCACAAGAGGCAGAAUGAAAUCCUUCCUCCUCACCAUAGCUGCUGUACAGAUCCUCCACUGCUCAGGAAUACCGAGCCCGAAGGAUGCUCUGAGAGCGUCAGUUAUAAAACUGAACAGAAUCACCGAGACCACCAACCUGUGUGGGAUAACCAGGAGAAGAGUGAAGGAUAUUUAUCGCACAGGAAAAUUGUCCUACAAGGUGGAUUUAACAUUCUCUGUGAAAGAAACUGUCUGCUCCAAGAAUUCCGGACUGGAAUUUGAUGAUCCCAGCUGUCGCUUCUGUUCCAAAAAGACUGCGGAGGAAGGUUUGUGCAGAAGCCGCGUGGAAUAUUUUGCUGAUGAGUUGAUGGACAUUGAUGUGCAGUGUCGAGGUUUGAAGACAGUCGACAGUAAAAGUGGAUCAUUUGAGUCGACUGAAAACAGUAUUGAGGAACACAAUGAUGAUUCAAGAGGCCGCCACUAA
Carcharodon carcharias (great white shark) is the source of this 475-nucleotide messenger RNA. Its product is annotated as secreted phosphoprotein 24-like. The record is from RefSeq and is a predicted model, not a curated record. Gene Ontology annotation, cellular component: extracellular region. Gene Ontology annotation, biological process: bone remodeling. The transcript has 5 exons. NCBI's taxonomy places the organism in Eukaryota, Metazoa, Chordata, Chondrichthyes, Lamniformes, Lamnidae. Bases 26 to 475 code for a protein of 149 amino acids.